This is a messenger RNA of Aspergillus pseudoviridinutans, 786 nucleotides long. Its product is annotated as class I SAM-dependent methyltransferase. The transcript has a single exon. The record is from RefSeq and is a predicted model, not a curated record. Lineage: Eukaryota; Fungi; Ascomycota; Eurotiomycetes; Eurotiales; Aspergillaceae. The coding region runs from base 1 to 786 and encodes 261 amino acids. Gene Ontology annotation, molecular function: S-adenosylmethionine-dependent methyltransferase activity.
AUGGCUCUUCAAACAACUCCCACGACGGUUGGCAAUAUGUACGACCAAUUCACCGACUUGUUGACCGACAUGAUGGGAGGCUAUAUCCACGUUGGUUAUUGGCAUGACAACAACAAGGAAGAGAGCAUAGAGGUGGCCACCGACCGACUGACUUUCGAGGUGGGAAACAGGGUUUCUCCCAGCCCAGCCCAGCGCAUUCUUGACGUUGGCUGCGGUACGGGAAAGGCCACUGUGCAAAUCGCCAAGGCCUAUGAUGUCCAAGUCACUGGAAUUAGUGUCAGCAACCACCAGAUUGAGCUGGCCCAGGCUCGUAGCACACACGGUGCGCAAGUUCUGUUUCAGCUUGCCAACGCCAUGGAACUGUCUUUUCCAGAUGCCUCCUACGACGGCGCCUAUGCCAUCGAAUCUCUGUGUCACAUGCAUGACAGAGGCGCUGCCAUUGCCCAAAUCGCGCGAGUGCUUCGUCCUGGCAGCCGAUUCGUUGUGGCGGACAUACUUCUCGAUUCUUGCUGUCCCAAUCCCCAAGGAUUAACAUGCUUUCAAGAAACAUUCCAGGUCCCGGACCUCCCUUCCGCCGACGACCUGCAAGAUCUUCUACGUCAGGCUGGUUUUAAGGUCAUUGAGUUCACCGAUAUACGAGAAAAUGUCCUGCCAGUGGCCAAGUUCUACGUCCAAAAGGGUCUCGCUGUUGGUGGUGAAGUUGGCAAAAAACUGAUUGAAAUGGGAUCUAGCUUCGAGCAAGUCAAAGGCCUGGGAUACGCUCUGAUUACCGCGGAGCGCCUCUAG